AUGUUUUCAAUUCCGAGUUUGUACGAGCUGGGGACGUCUUGUCCAGAUUCUUAUGAUCACAUGUUUCAUCAAGUCCUGAUGAGUUCUCAAGCGGACGGCCAAGAUCAAAACCCAACGAUGAGCAUGAUGAGCCCAAAAUCGGUGGCCGAGGCUAAAGCGCUAGCGGCAAGUAAUAGCCACAAAGAGGCCGAACGGCGUCGGAGGAAGAGAAUCAACGGCCACAUCGCUACCCUCAAGGCCAUCCUUCCCAACAACAUUAAGGCGGACAAGGCAUCGCUAUUAGGAGAGGCGGUCCGGCGGGUGAGGGAGCUGAAGAAAACAGCGGCGGCGCUGGCGAGCUCGCCGGAAGCCACCGAAAAUCCGACAACGACCAGCGUCGGCACAGCACUAAAUAAGGUGAUGUUCCCAAGCGAGACGGACGAGCUGAAGCUGAACCGGUGCGAAGGGUCGGGGCUGAUAAGGGCGAGCCUUUCGUGCGAGGACCGGCCGGAGAUGAUAGCGGACAUGAUAGAGGCCCUGAAGGGGGCGGAGGCGAGGGCGGUGCGGGCGGAGAUGUCGACGGUGGGCGGGCGGAGCAAGAGCGUGGUGUGGGUGGAGAUGGCGGGGGAGGCUGACGUGGCGGUGGGGACGCUGCGGAGGGCGUUGAGGGGGGUCAUCGAUAAGUCUAAUCCCUUGGCGGCUUCCGGCCAGGGCCUGCCGGGGAACAAACGCCCACGUUACUAUCACUUCUGA
Striga hermonthica is the source of this 732-nucleotide messenger RNA. NCBI's taxonomy places the organism in Eukaryota, Viridiplantae, Streptophyta, Magnoliopsida, Lamiales, Orobanchaceae. The record is from the annotation of a GenBank genome assembly.